Molecule: messenger RNA, 300 nt
Organism: Amoebophrya sp. A25
Lineage: Eukaryota; Dinophyceae; Syndiniales; Amoebophryaceae
Source: the annotation of a GenBank genome assembly
AUGGUCCAAGCAGAGCGCCUGAGCUGCUUUUUUCACGUGCGACAGCCAUUGCGAGUGACACGUUCCGAAAAUUGCUUGAGGAUAGACCUUUGCGUUCACAGCAAGCAAAAUGCUGAAGCAGAGGAUAAGGAUUACCACCACUCGAAGAUAUGGUGCGUGUAUCACGAUGAAUGUAUAGUACAACUAGGAAGGAGGUCUUAAAUUAAUGAAUACUUUUACAACAACCUGAUGUGCGUAUUGGUGGAGAGAAUGUAUGCUCUCUCUGAAGACUACGGCGAUUAUAGUAUAAUGACGUAAUUA